GUGUGGCUAAAGAAAGAAAUUUCUUGUUAUUUUUAAAGCAGUUUUUUCUUCUGCUUCAACUUGCCUUUUUAGGAAGAACUAGAACAGCAAGCAUCAUCUUUGUCAACUGAAUUGCAGGAGGCAAAAUCAAGUCUGUCCAAAAUGGAGAAAGAUCAUUCGCAAGCAAUUAAUGAACAUAAGACGGUAGUCAAACAGUUGAACAAGAAGACAGAUUCCAGUAUGGAAAGCAUGAAGCAACAGCAUACCGCAGCGAUUUCUAAGGCCACCGACACUAUAGCAGAAUUGGAGACACAGGUCAACCAACUUAAACAAGCUCUACAAGAUUCAGAGUUUCAACGACAGAGGCAGCUUAGGGAGCUAGAAUCUGCCCACAAACAGGAGAAAUUGAAUUUAGAACAUUUACACGAGAAAAAGAUUCGAGGUAUUCAAUCUGAGCUCGAACAAGGCGAGGCAGAAUCGGAGAAGCGGAUGAGAAAGUUGGAAAAUCUUGUCAAAGAACGCGAAGAUCAAAUCCAAAAGCUGUCAGAGGCUCAGAAACAACAAGCUCAACACGCUGAGCAUGCGCUAGAGGAUUUUAAAAGUCAAGUGGAGAGGAAUUCUGGGAGGAUGUUUGAUGAGAUGAAAGCCCAGAUGGAGAAGGUCGAGGAAGACCUGGCUCGCUCAAAGAACCUUCGUGAAAAGCAGGCGAAGGAGUUUAGCCGACAACUGGAUGAUCUUAAAAUCAAACACGAAAAGGAGAUUGCAGAGAUAAACAUUCGUCAUGAACAAGAGAAGGCACAGACUUUAAGAGCGCACCAGAUAGAAAGGGACUCAUCAUUAAAAGAACAAGAACAGGAAAAGGAAAUACAGUUGGAGAAACUUCGUCAAAGAAUGCUUGAACAUGAAAAUCAAACGAGAAACAGAGCAAACAAGGACGCCAAGACUAUCGCUGAGUUGGAGCAACAAGUACGAGAAUUGCGAGAGGAGCUUAUUCAAGCGAAUUCAACGCAUAAAACUCAGUUGAUGGAGCUGAGCCUGUUGAGAGAAGAGGAGAAACAAACGUUCAAGAGACAGGAUGAAAACUCGCAAAUGAAAUUCAAGAGUCAGCUUGAGCAACAGAGAUUACAGUUACAGCGCGAACAUAGCAGCGAAAUGGAACAGAUUCUAGAUAAAACGAACAACAGGAUAAAACAAAUGGAGGAAGAGUAUACAACACGAUCUUCAAAGGGACAUCAGGUUGUAGAGACGCUUGAAGAAGAAAUAAAGAAAUUAAAAGAAGAGAACAACCGCACAAGAACAAACUUGGAAAAGAAGCUUGCUCAGACAACGGCAAAAUACGAAGAAGAGAAAGCGUCGGCGAAAAAGCAUCAUUCUUCAAUUGCUAAGUCUUUGCAGCAAGACGUAGAAACACAAAAAACAAUGGUUCGACAUUUAGAGAAACGAAUUCAACAAGUGGAGCUUGACUCGCAAGAAAAAUUGUCCAGAUUGCGCCUGCAGCAUGAAGAGAAAAUAAAAGGUCUUAUGCCGGCUUCUCUUCGAGAGGACCUUGAGGACACCAUUGAAUCUCUUAGACAGCAGAUCUCAGUGUUACAGUCCCGCACACGGGUGCUACAGGAAGAACUGGAUACCAGAAACCAGUUCUCAUCGUCUUUUAAUGUAUCAUCGGUUCGUGACCAAGAUGAAUCAUAGCAACUGCUGAAGGGACUCGUCGUGAAACAAAAGAGACCUGAAAUUCGUUUCCUAACAAAGCAAAGUGUAUUGUAUGACAAUGUUGUUACUUCGUCUACACUAUACCUACUAGAAGCGCUUUCCUUUUCUUUGACCAUGCCUUUUUACGUGCAAAUCUAUCGCAAGAAGGCGAAUUGUAAUAUAUGUAACGUAAAUAACGAGUGAUUUUACGACUGUAUGAAAUUAAUGUAAUUUAAUCUAUUUUAUAAACCACUGCGUGAAUGA
Messenger RNA from Pocillopora verrucosa, 1932 nucleotides. The record is from RefSeq and is a predicted model, not a curated record. NCBI's taxonomy places the organism in Eukaryota, Metazoa, Cnidaria, Anthozoa, Scleractinia, Pocilloporidae.